Messenger RNA from Acyrthosiphon pisum (pea aphid), 993 nucleotides. Its product is annotated as protein ANTAGONIST OF LIKE HETEROCHROMATIN PROTEIN 1-like. Bases 1 to 993 code for a protein of 330 amino acids. The record is from RefSeq and is a predicted model, not a curated record. The transcript is spliced from 7 exons. Lineage: Eukaryota; Metazoa; Arthropoda; Insecta; Hemiptera; Aphididae.
AUGGGGAAAGCAUUGAACAAUGAAUUAAAAAGAAAAUUUGUUCUUAUUGACAUUGAUAGUUCAGAUGAUGAAUUCGAUUAUGAAUUUAUUAAUCGUUUACGGGGCAAUAGACACUUUAGGUUGUCACCAACCUCAUUUGAAAGAUGUUUACAAAUUUGUGCUCCCCUUCUAAAGAAAACUUGUGAAGGAGGACGCAAAGGUUCAGAUGAGAGGUUACAACUAUUGUCAGUUAUUUGGUUAUUGGCUACACCAGAUAGUUUUCGAUCAGUUUCUAACAGAUUUGAUGUUGGUAAAAGUUCUCUGCAUGAUAGUUUUGUCCGUGUAACUACUGUUUUACAUAGAUUAUCCCCUACAAUUAUUAAUUGGCCCGAAAUUGAACAAAUUAAUCAAAUUCAACUUAAUUUUGGUAAGAUGUCAAAGACCGGAUUAAAUAAUAUAAUAUGUGUUAUUGAUGGAUCGUAUAUUCUAAUACCUACACCUAAGAAAUCAGCAAAUUCCUAUCUUACUAGAAAAUGUUUUCAUGCAAUAACAUUACAAGGUGUAUGUGAUGAUAAAUUGAGAUUUAUUGAUGCAUUUGCUGGUUAUCCUGGAUCUGUUAGAUAUGUUCCAAGUCAAUAUUUCAUUGCCGCAGAUAAGGCAUAUCCAAUACUCGAAUGGUGCAUUCCACCACAUAUUGAUAGACGUACCCUUUCUGAACAAGAAAAGUUUUUUAAUGUUUCAUUGUCACGUUCUAGGCAGUCCAUUGAAAGAUGCUUUGCACUUUUAAAAGGCCGUUUUAGACGCUUAAAGUAUUUAGAUAUGAAAAAAAUAGAACUGAUUCCACAAACUAUAAUUGCUUGUUGUGUCCUGCAUAAUAUUUGUUUGCAGUUUGAUGAUAAUCAAUGGAUGAAUAAUUUGAUUUCCGAACAACAACCUAAUAUUGAUGAUGAUAAUAUUACUGCUGAGCAAUUAACUUCUUACAUAGAAAAUACCCUCUUUGAAAAUUAUGGAUAA